Pyrus x bretschneideri (Chinese white pear) is the source of this 2231-nucleotide messenger RNA. RefSeq lists its product as uncharacterized. The transcript has a single exon. Gene Ontology annotation, molecular function: protein binding. NCBI's taxonomy places the organism in Eukaryota, Viridiplantae, Streptophyta, Magnoliopsida, Rosales, Rosaceae. Gene Ontology annotation, biological process: cell surface receptor signaling pathway. Bases 87 to 1955 code for a protein of 622 amino acids. The record is from RefSeq and is a predicted model, not a curated record.
CGCAUUUUUAACUCGUCCGCUGACUCGUCGUCGACUCAGUUGACUCGGCCUCAGAAAAACAAAAACAGUAGAAAUCCAAGUGGGCGAUGGCUUCGGAGGAGAGGCGAAUCGAUGACGAAUUGUCGUACCCGAUUCUGCUGUCGGAGCGGGUUCGGACCGCCGUCGACGAGGCAAAGUCGUUCAAGCUGGAGUGCUCCGAGGUCGGGAAGCAGGUGGAUCGCCUCUCGCAAAAUCUCCGAACCGUGGUCCGGUUCGCGACGUCGGCGCCGGUUCUGUACGAGCGUCCGAUUCGGUGCAUCGUCGCCGAGGUGUCGAAGAAUUUGGAGCGGGCCCUAACCCUGGUGCGCAAGUGCAAGCGCCGGAGCGUCCUACGACGUGUCGUUACGAUCACGAGGGCCACCGACUUCCGGAAGCUCUUCAACUUCCUCGAGUCCUCCGUCGGCGACAUGAAGUGGCUGCUGAGCAUACUCGACCCAGACACCGCGGGCAACAACGGAAUUGAACUCUCCCUGGCCCCGAUUGCCAGCAACGACCCGAUUCUCUCGUGGGUCUGGUCAUUCAUCGCCACCGUCCAAAUGGGUCAGCUGCCGUUUCGUAUCGAGGCCGCCAACGAGCUCGCCUCGCUGGCGGACGACAACGACAGGAACAAGAAGAUUAUCGUUGACGAAGGCGGAGUCUCGCCGCUGCUGAAACUGUUGAAAGAGGGCUCGUCGCCGGAUGCCCAAAUUGCGGCGGCUACGGCGCUGUAUAAUCUGGCGUGUGAUCAGGAGAAGGUGAGGACUAUUGUGAAUGAGGUUGGGGUGCCCAUUAUUGUGCAAGUUCUGGGCGACUCGCCGAUGAGGGUUCAGAGGCGGGUGGCGACCCUGGUGGCGCGAAUGGCGGAGCAUGACAGCAUUGCCCAGGAGGAUUUUGCCAGAGAGAAUGUGAUCAGGCCGCUGGUGACGCUGCUGUCGUUCGAGACGUUCGGGGAGGAUCAGAAUAAUCAUCAAUUGGGUAAGCAAAGCAUUCACUCUCUGAUUCAGAUUAGUAAGGAAAUGGAGAAGAGCACAUUAGCAAAACCGAAACCGAGUAGCAGUAGCAGUAGUCGUGACUGUAAUUAUUCAAAUACGUAUUCAAGUUCUUCGUAUUCUUAUUAUUCGGAGGGUAGUAGUCGAGGCGGGCAUUAUAGGAAGGAGAGGGAGAAUGAGAAGCCUCAUGUAAAGCUUCAGCUGAAAGUUAGCUGUGCCGCCGCGUUGUGGAUGCUUGCUAGAGGCAGUGUUUUGAAUAGUAGGAAGAUAACCGAGACCAAAGGUCUGCUUUGUUUGGCCAAGUUGGUGGAGAAGGAGCAGGGCGAGUUGCAAUACAACUGUUUGAUGACUAUAAUGGAGAUAUCAGCCGCAGCUGAAUCCAAUGCUGACCUUAGACGAGCUGCAUUCAAGACCAAUUCGCCGGCUGCCAAGGCAGUUGUGGAUCAGCUCUUGAGACUGAUCAAAGAGGUGGAUAGCCCAACAUUGCAAAUACCUGCCAUUAAAUCGAUUGGUUCGUUGGCCAGGACAUUCCCUGCUCGAGAGACCUGGGUCAUUGGUCUGCUAGUGACUCAACUUAGUCACAAAGAUCUAGACAUGGCUACGGAAGCAGCAAUUUCACUCGGGAAGUUUGCUUGUCCUGAUAAUUUUCUCUGUAUGGAGCAUUCGAAGACAAUAAUUGAGUUCAAUGCUAUUCUGCCUCUGAUGAAACUGCUAAGAGGCAACGAGCACUCGCAGCUACACGGGUUGGUUCUCCUUUGCUACCUUGCAUUACACUCUGGCAAUACCAACUCUUUGGAACCGACUAGGGUGUUGACUGCCCUUGAAGGGGCCGACCGCAGUGCACUGCCCCAACAUCCCGAGUUGAGAGAGUUGGUGUCCAAGGCGAUAUAUCACCUCAAUCUGUACCACACUGGAGGUCACUCGCAAAUGUUGACAUUUGUGCCGUGAGUACAAAUUCUCGAAGGUAGAAGACCGAUACCUUUUUUGCUUGAUAUGAUCGUGCUGUGCAGUAGUAGUAGGAUCAUCAGUUUGAUACUUUUCGAAUGGAAGGAACACAGGGCUCACAGAAAGAUCGUUGAAUUUUAAGAUAAAAAGUGCAAAUAGUAAAUGCAGGGAUGCAAUGCAAUAGUUUGAUAGUGUAAAUUGGUUCAAAUUACUUAUUAGCUUUUUAACAUUAUAGUGGAUGUGGAUGACUUGUUAAUAUGAAAAAGGGUUUAGGGUUUA